Molecule: messenger RNA, 3734 nt
Organism: Telopea speciosissima
Lineage: Eukaryota; Viridiplantae; Streptophyta; Magnoliopsida; Proteales; Proteaceae
Product: protein SMG7
Exons: 8
Coding region: 203-3139 (978 amino acids)
Biological process (GO): nuclear-transcribed mRNA catabolic process, nonsense-mediated decay
Cellular component (GO): telomerase holoenzyme complex
Molecular function (GO): telomerase RNA binding; telomeric repeat DNA binding; protein binding
Source: RefSeq, a predicted model, not a curated record
UUGUUGUUCAAUGGACAAAGCACCCUGAAACCCUAGAUUUCUUCCCCAAAUUCAAUCUCUCCCUCGGGGAUUUUGGGUCUUGGAGGAACUUAAAAAAGGGUUUUCGAUCGGCAGAGGAAUCGAUCGACCUUUGCAGCGGAGAAUCAAAUCUCCGUAGAUCUGACUCAGAAGGUAAAAGGUGCAUUGUGCAUAUAUUUGAUGGAUGAUGACUGUUCGGAUGGAUAACUUGGCUGCUCCUUCAUCACGGGAGCUUGUCCAACGUCUUCACAAGAAGAAUAUCGAGUUGGAGAAUAAGCACCGGAAGUCAGUGCAGGCAAGAAUUCCCUCAGAUCCCAAUGCAUGGCAACAUAUGCGUGAGAACUAUGAAGCCAUAAUUCUUGAGGAUCAUGAUUUUUCUGAACAACAUGAUAUAGAAUAUGCGCUAUGGCAGUUGCACUACAGGAGAAUUGAGGAGCUGAGAUCACAUCUCAGUGCUGCUCUAGCUUCUACAGGGUCGACCACUUCUCCAGGUGUGAAAGGACCCGCUCGUCCUGAUCGUGUUGCUAAAAUCCGUUCUCAGUUUAAAACUUUUCUUUCAGAAGCAACUGGAUUUUAUCAUGAUCUAAUAUUGAAAAUUAGAGCAAAAUAUGGGCUGCCUCUGGGUAAUUUCUCCGAUGAUCCGGAGAACCAAACCAUUAUGGCAAAGGAUGCAAAGAAGUCUGCUGAGAUAAAGAAAGGCUUUCUGUCCUGUCAUCGUUGUCUGAUAUAUUUGGGUGACCUUGCACGUUACAAAGGAUUAUAUGGGGAGGGUGAUUCUAAAGCUCGUGAUUAUGCAGCGGCUUCAAGUUACUACAUGCAAGCUGCCUCACUGUGGCCUUCGAGCGGCAACCCCCAUCAUCAGCUUGCAAUACUGGCUUCUUAUUCUGGAGAUGAGCUGGUGGCAAUUUACCGCUACUUUAGGAGUCUGGCAGUGGAUAAUCCUUUUACUACUGCAAGGGACAACUUGAUUAUCGCAUUUGAGAAGAACCGUCAGAGCUACUCACAGCUACCUGGGGAGACAAAGAAUUCUGUCAAGGUUGUUCCUGUGCGAAUGACUGGGAAAGGAAGAGGAAAAGGGGAAGCAAAAGUUUCAUCAAAAGAUACCAAACCUGAAGUCACUUCCAAGGAGAGAACAGCUACUACACAUGAGACUUUUAAAGCAUUUUGCAUUCGAUUUGUCCGGCUAAAUGGCAUUCUUUUCACACGGACUAGCUUGGAGACCUUUGGAGAAGUCUUCUCUUCAGUCACCAGCGAUCUGCAAGAGCUUCUUUCUUCUGGGCCAGAGGAGCUAAAUUUUGGUUCAGAUACUGUUGAAAAUGGUCUUGUCAUUGUUAGGCUUGUAGCGAUUCUUAUAUUCACAGUACAUAAUGUAAAUAGGGAUGUUGAAGGGCAAUCAUAUGCUGAGAUAUUACAGCGUUCAUUUCUACUUCAGAAUGCAUUCACUGCUGCAUUUGAGUUUAUGGGACACAUCCUAAAGAGAUGCAUACAUUUGCAGGAUCCUUCAUCAAGUUAUCUCCUGCCUGGUAUUUUGGUUUUUGUUGAAUGGUUAGCUUGUCGACCAGAUAUUGCAGCUGGCAAUGACUCCGAGGAAAAACAAGCUGCUGCUAGAUCAUUCUUUUGGAAUGAGUGCAUAUCCUUCCUAAACAAGCUCAUGUUGAACAGUUUAGUCUCUGUUGAUGAUGACAAAGAUGAGACUUGCUUUUUCAAUAUGAGCAGGUACGAUGAGGGGGAAACUGGCAACCGACUUGCAUUGUGGGAAGAUUUUGAGUUAAGGGGGUUCUUGCCUAUUCUUCCAGCGCAGCUAAUAUUGGAUUUCUCGAGAAAGCAUUCCAUCGGCAGUGAAGGUGGGAACGAGGAGAAAAAAGCUCGUGUUCAAAGGAUUAUAGCAGCCGGAAGGGCCCUUGCAAAUGUAGUACGGAUUGAUCAGCAAGGAGUAUAUUUUGACCAGAAGCUGAAGAAAUUUGCUAUUGGUGUUGAGCCUCAAAUGGCUGAUGAUUUCAUGCUUUCUAGUUCAGAUAUAACCAUGUCAAAUGGAAUGUCACCAGAUUUUCCUGUGGAUAAAAAAAUGAGUUUGGGUAUUGUGCAAUCAAAAGCACAGUAUGUGGAAGGAGAGGAAGAGGAUGAAGUGAUUGUGUUUAAGCCAACGGUUGCUGAGAAACCUGCCAGCAUGGUUGCUCCAAAGUGGCAGAUGCUUGAGACUACUGAAAAUGCUUCACGAGGUGAAUGGAGUAGUUAUAUGAGUACUCAUUCGGCCCCUCUGAAUAAUCUUUCAUUGCAGAAUGCUUUGGAUACCAGUUCUCAACCACCUGCUUCUUUUGCUAAUAUUAUCCCUCAGCAUCUGCAACCGAUUAAUAUAAGUGCUUCAAAGUGGCUUGCAGAAGAACAUGAUUCUCUUGCUAAUGGGAUUAUGAAUCUCGGCUUCGCUGGCAAUGGGCCAGUUCCCAAACAUGACAUGCAGGGUACCUUUGGUGUUGUACAGUCUCAUGCGCCUACACUUGCCCUUCCUCCUGUGAAUACAACUAAUAGAAAUAUGUUAUCUGGUCUAACAAAAGUCCCAGAGGCUGAGAUACCAUCAAAAUUUGAUUCGAUCAUGUCUUCAGGAGCAAUUGCUGAUAAUUUAAUGGUGAAGCUCUCGUCAGCCUUGCCACCAAAUUCAAGGAAGAACCCUGUGAGUCGACCAGUUAGGCAUUUUGGGCCUCCACCAGGUUUUAGUCCUUUUCCUCCCAAGCAUUUCGAUGAACCCAUGGCCGGUUCAGAUUUGAAGAAUGAAAAUUUACCAAUGGAUGAUUAUAGCUGGUUGGACGGAUAUCAGUUGUCAUCUUCGACCAACGGCAUCGCACAGAACUCUAUGAGUCAUAUGACAAAUUUGACCCCACAUCUCAUGAGCAGCAGUGGCUUGACUGGGGCAAUCAACUUCCCUUUUCCUGGAAAGCAAGCUCCUAAUGUGCAGGUGCAAGUGGAAAAUCAGAAAAUCUGGCAGGAGUACCAGCUUCAGGAGCAACUGAAACUAUACCAAGGACAGCAGCAUCAGCAGCAGCUCCAGCAUGGGAAUCAGCAAUUUACUCCGCUGCCGGAGCAAUACCAGGGACAGUCUUUGUGGGCUGGUCGUUUCUUUGUGUGAGGUCCUUGUCAGAGCAUAGCUGGUUGCCAAGAAUCUGUAAUGGUGAUUGCCCUGCAGCCUGGUGCUACUGGAUUCGGCCUCCGCCUUUCCUGCAGCCCUUUCAAUGUUACUAAGUUUCUGUUGGAGCAUGGAUGGUCUUGGAGUGCUGCGGGCACUUGCUUCUGAUACAGCGUGUGCCAUGCGUUCCAGACCGGAGGAACCCAGAUUGUUAAAGGGAUAAUAAUGAUUGGAUAUUCCUAAGAGUAAGUAAAUGCCUUGUCAAUGGGUUGGAGAUUCUUAAUGUUCAUCAACAUCUUGGACGGGUUUGGCGCCAUAUGUUCCAGGAAGUGUGGUGAAGUGAGAAGAAUAUUAAAUGCUAUUCUACUAAUGCUGUGGAACUGGUCUUGCUAUUGGAGCAAUGUUAAUUAGUCAUUGUCAUCAUCACUGUCAGCAGCAGUAGUAGGUGGCUGAUAUCAAGUUAGAUAUACCAUAUAUAGGGUUAGAGCUGCCUGCCUUUGAGAGGAGCAUCAAGUGCUUGAUAUUUGCAGGGGAGGGGGGGGUUGGGUUUGGUUAUGGAGAAGUCCAAUGGGACUUUGAAUGAUAAAUAAGUAAUGAA